AUGCUUGCUUUGAUUUUUCAGCACGUCACCUAUACCAGAAUUAAACAAGCUAUUUUUUCGUUGUGGAUCGUCGUUCUGUUACUUGUUUGUUUGCCCUUUCUGGGUUUUGGAGUCUAUUACGACAGUGACGCUUCAGAUAAAAGAUUCAUGUGUAUCCGCUACCGCUUCGCUACAAAAUCAAAGGACAAAGUUUAUGCCUAUCUUAUGUUUGUGUUCGGGCUCCUACUCUGCCUUGUAAUCGUGUACUGCAACCUUGCCGUAGUACGGGUCCUCUGUAGAAUGGGAAAGAAAUGCAUGGCUCGAAUGGGAAGGACAACCAUACGAAAAGACAGCAGAGAACUUUCCUACAACCAUACCACCCCCGAGGAGAUUUCGUUUGCUAAAUUUAUGGUAGUCCUGUGUGUUUUCUUUGUAGUCUGUUGGGUCCCACAACUGAUAACAAUCCCGUUGGCCCAGAUAAAUCCCAUUAUUCAAGAUCGAAAAUUUUUUAGACUUGCUGAUAUUGGAAUAGCAUUAAACUUUACUCUCGACCCCAUCGUGUACGUUCUGUCCAGAAAACCUCACAGAAAGGGCCUCCGAACAUUACUGAAGCCUCUGUGCAAGUUUUGUUGGCCUCAGAGCGAUCGGUCAUCUUCUGAAGUGUCGGCUGCACCCUACAAGCCUAUCUUCGAGUCUUGUACUCCAGGACCCCAGCAAGAUCUUCCGGGAACAGAAUCAGAACAACAGAUUGGUCAAGGUUUAAAUUCUCAUGAUGUACUGCCCCAAAAUUCACAAUCCUCCUCAAUCCAGCACUUCCACUGCCAAUGUUCCGCAUCUUCUGAUGAGGGGAUGGAUGUUAACGUGACAAGAUGUCGAUCCGGUCUUCAAGACCACAUCAUCCUUGAAAUUAGGAUACGUGCCACAUCCUGGGGUUCAGCAACUCCAUCAGUCUAUUUUCACAAGAACAAAUGUCCAAUCCACUCAUGGGAAACCGAUACAGAGAAAGGUGUACACACUAAAGAGGGAGCAACGCCAAUAUCCUCAAGUUUUCCGAGAGCAUUUGACUUUUGUCAUGCAGAAAAUGAAAAAGUGUCCGACGGCCCCGGGGAAAUACUCGUCCCAUACAUCUCUAUAGAAAAUAGCCCCCUACACAGGUGUGGUACUCAUGGAAAGGCCUCGCUGGGUAUUGCGGAGAAAAUACUUGUUCCAGACAUCUGUACAGAGAAUAACUCCACACACAAAUGCAGUCCUCAUGGAAACGUCUCUUUAGGUGGAGAUCAUCUUUCUGCGUGCUCUCCGCAGGGCAUUUUUUCUGAUGUUCGUUUAAAGGUUGUAGAGAACACCUGGCCUAGUCAUGAAAAUCAAAAUGAAAGAACCACUGCUGACAGAUGUUCGCAUCCACAUGAAGGAGGAUUACCAGUACCUUCACUACCACUUCCACCUCCUCCCAGAGGGCGUUCUUAUAGUACGGGUAUGCGUCCUUACAGGCGAAACCUUGAACUGUAUACUUUAAGUCGACCUGCUGAAGUAUGAGUCCAUGACUGAUAGAAAUCCUUGUAUAUAUAAUGUGCUCCUACCUCCAGAAAAUGUAUAUAAUCAAGAAGAAGAGCAGUGAACUUUGAACAGAUAAUAAUAAAACACCUGUAUAUUUGGA
Molecule: messenger RNA, 1633 nt
Organism: Limulus polyphemus (Atlantic horseshoe crab)
Lineage: Eukaryota; Metazoa; Arthropoda; Merostomata; Xiphosura; Limulidae
Exons: 4
Coding region: 1-1512 (503 amino acids)
Biological process (GO): inflammatory response; adenylate cyclase-activating G protein-coupled receptor signaling pathway; positive regulation of cytosolic calcium ion concentration
Cellular component (GO): plasma membrane
Molecular function (GO): G protein-coupled receptor activity
Source: RefSeq, a predicted model, not a curated record